Sparassis crispa is the source of this 1998-nucleotide messenger RNA. RefSeq lists its product as hypothetical. NCBI's taxonomy places the organism in Eukaryota, Fungi, Basidiomycota, Agaricomycetes, Polyporales, Sparassidaceae. The record is from RefSeq and is a predicted model, not a curated record. Gene Ontology annotation, molecular function: NADH dehydrogenase activity; calcium ion binding. The transcript has 15 exons. The coding region runs from base 1 to 1998 and encodes 665 amino acids.
AUGCUCGCAGCGCGGCGUUCUCUCCGGCCGCCCUCCGGGCUUGUCCGGUGCUGCGUCAUCGUCUCCCGCCGGCCGACAGGCGCCGUCCGUCAGUUUUCUGUAUGCCGACCGACGCUUGCCGAGCAGCCUGCAGCGUCCUCCGCGUCGGCCACGCCACUGGCGUCCCGGUUGGAGCACCGCCGCUCGACGUGGUCUGCACGUGCACGGACGGCGGCAAAGUGGUCGGCGUUGCUGCUCGGGUCGACCGUCGUCGGCGUCCUCGUCCUCACGUCCUCCAUCUUCCUCCACGACGCCUUCACCUACACAGACCGCCAUGUUGAUCGCGUGCCCGUGUCCCCUCUCGCGCUCCACCCCCACCGCGGCGGGCCCAAAAACCUGCCCAUUGCCAAGGCCCUCCUGAGCGACAUCCAGGACGACGAGAACGAAGCUCUCGCCAAGAAGCCCCGUCUCGUCAUUGUCGGUGGUGGUUGGGGGGCUGUAGGCGUACUCGAUACCCUCCGCCCCGGCGACUACCACGUGACGCUCGUCUCUCCGGACACGUACACUACGUUCACGCCUCUUCUCCCUUCCGCCGCAGUUGGCACUGUGCAAGUGCGCUCGCUGGUAGAGCCGCUGCGGAAAAUAGUAGCCCGGCUGCACGGUCACGUCCUGAGCGCGAAAGCGACGGACCUGGUGAUGUCCGAGCGGCUGCUCGAGGUCGAGACCGUCGCGCCGAGCGGGCAGAAGGAGCAGCUGUACAUCCCAUACGACAAGCUGAUAAUUGCGGUGGGCUCAACGUCGAGCACUCACGGCGUGGAAGGCCUGGAACACUGCUUCCAGCUGAAAACGAUCGCGGACGCGCGACAGAUCCGGCAGCGCAUCAUCGACAAUUUCGAGACGGCGGCGCUCCCGACGACGACCCCCGAGGAGCGGCAGCGGCUGCUCAGCUUCGUCGUGUGCGGCGGCGGGCCGACGGGCGUCGAGACCGCCGCGGAGAUCUACGACCUGUGCCAGGAGGAUGUGAUCAGCUAUUAUCCGAAGGUGUGCCGGGAGCAGGUGUCGAUACACGUCAUCCAGAGCCGGGAGCACAUCCUGAACACGUACUCCGAGGCGAUCUCGCGGUAUGCCGAGCGAAAGUUCAAGAGGGACAAUAUCGAUCUGAUCACGUCCGCGCGCGUCGGGCGCGUGCAUGAGGACCGCGUCGUGUACACGACGCGCGGGAAAGACGGGAAGACGGAGACUCACGAGAUCCCGACUAACUUUGUGCUGUGGAGUACAGGGAUUGCGAUGAACCCGUUUACCGCGCGCAUAUCCAGUCUACUACCGAACCAGGUGCACAAGAAAGCGAUUGAGGUCGACGCGCACCUCCGCGUCAAGGGCGCACCUCCGGGCGAGGUGUAUGCCAUCGGUGAUGCGGCGACGAUCGAAACGUCUGUCGUGGCGCACCUCAUGGACCUCGUGGAUGAAGCGGACAAGAACAAGGACGGCAAGAUCGACUUUGACGAAUGGGAAGUUAUGGUCCGCCGCAUCAAGGUACGGAUCCCUAUGGCGGAGGAUCAGCUCAAGAAGGUCCGCGAAUUGUUCGACCUGUACGAUUCGGACGCGGACAACAGCCUCAGCCUGAAUGAGCUCGCGGUGCUCCUCCAGGAGAUCGGGAACAAGAUCACCGCGCUCCCCGCUACCGCGCAGGUCGCGGCGCAGGAAGGGAAGUACCUCGGCAAGAAGCUGAGCAAGCUCGCGACCCAGCACGACGUGCUCGUCGCGAACGGGAUCGAGGGUCCCGGCGCGGACGAGGCCGUCUCGAAGCCGUUCCGAUACCUCCACUUGGGCUCUCUGGCAUACAUCGGGAAUGCGGCUGUGUUUGACCUGGGCCGGAUGAGCUUCAUGGGCGGGCUCGCGGCGAUGUACGCGUGGCGGAGCGUGUACUGGAGCGAGCAGGUGAGCUCGCGCACGCGCGCGCUGCUCAUGAUCGACUGGAUCGUGCGAGGCGUGUGGGGCCGCGAUUUGUCGCGGCUGUGA